AUGCCACCAGGUGUUAGCAAGAGGAUCAAGACGCUGUCUGUUUCGAGACCUAUCAUAUAUGGUAAUACUGCUAAAAAGUUUGGUGAAGUGAGGCCGCCUAACGCUCCUGCUGAACACACACAUCUGUGGACCAUCUUUGUCAGAGGACCGCAGAACGAAGACAUCUCGUACAUUAUUAAGAAAGUUGUUUUCAAGCUACACGACACAUAUCCCAAUGCCACACGAACGAUAGAGGCUCCGCCCUUCGAGUUGACGGAGACAGGAUGGGGGGAGUUUGAGAUAAAUAUCAAGAUUCACUUUGUCGAUGAAGCUAAUGAAAAGAUGGUGAGUUUCUAUCAUCAUUUGAGACUUCAUCCGUAUUACAACAUCAAGUGGGAGCCACAGAAGCCUAAUGACGAGAUUUCAUCGAUAUUUUACGAUGAAUUGGUAUUCAAUGAGCCAAAUGAAGAGUUCUUUAAGAUUUUGAUGAGCAGGCCAGGGAGCUUGUUGCCCUCCAAUAAGACUGAAACUUGUGUCUUCUCGAAGCAACUUGAACAGGAAGAAAUAGACCGGAUAAAUAUGGGAAUUGAUAAGGUGGAUGAGGAGAUCAAAGAACUGAAGGAAAAAAUUGCAAAGCAACUGGGGAACUAG
Torulaspora globosa is the source of this 630-nucleotide messenger RNA. RefSeq names its product YEATS domain-containing protein YAF9 (gene YAF9). Bases 1 to 630 code for a protein of 209 amino acids. The transcript has a single exon. Gene Ontology annotation, biological process: regulation of DNA-templated transcription. The record is from RefSeq and is a predicted model, not a curated record. NCBI's taxonomy places the organism in Eukaryota, Fungi, Ascomycota, Saccharomycetes, Saccharomycetales, Saccharomycetaceae.